Molecule: messenger RNA, 2011 nt
Organism: Paramecium pentaurelia
Lineage: Eukaryota; Ciliophora; Oligohymenophorea; Peniculida; Parameciidae
Source: the annotation of a GenBank genome assembly
AAUGAGAAAGUCUAAAGAAGAUAAAUUUCAAUAAUCUUUUGCUCAAGUGUCUACUGGAGGUGGAUAGAUAUAACAAACCUUUGCAAUUAUUUAAGAAUCAAGAAGAAGUAUGCCAAUGAUAAAUUCAUUGAAGUUGAUAGAUGAUGAACCAUGGCUAGAUUAGUAAGAAUAUUUAAUCUAAUAAGUAAAUGGUUAUCAUACGAGAAGUACCUAGUUAUGGGAAGAGAUUUAAAAUUGAAAUUCUAUAGUUUUGAUCUUAAAAUAUUAGGCAAAUCUAGAGAAUUGAUAGAAGACUAAGAAGAAAUCGUAAAUUAGUUAUUAGAUUAGGGAGUAAAGUUUAUAUCAAAACUAGACAACAGUCAAUAAUCUCUUCUUUCUUAAAAAGGAGUUGUAACUUUAAGGUAAGUAUUAGAAAACUAAUUUUAAAGUCAGAUAAAUUCUGAUUAUUAUUAUUAGACAUUUCAAAUGCAAGGACAUACUUUAGAUAUAUAGAAGUAUUUAAUUAAUGUAUUUUGUUUAAUGGGUAGAAAAUAAAUGUAUUAUGUAAUGCAUUUUUAACUUGUUCCAAAAUUAACUAUUGAAAUUAAUACUAAUAUAUUUGAUAUGUGUAAAUCCUUAUCUCAUGAAUUAGGAACUAAUCUUAAUUGUAUACAAAGUUUAUCAGAAAUAGCCUUAUAAAAAUCAUCAAUCACUUAAGAAAUCAAAGAUAACAUUAUUUAACCAAUAUUAACAAAUAGUCAAUAAUUGAAUUUAAUAAUAUCUAAUAUUAGAGAUUAUAGUUCAAUUGAAACUGAUUAGUUCUAAUUGAGUUUAUCAACAUUUAAUAUUCUCGAUUAAAUUUAAGCUGUUGUAGACUUCUUCUAACUUACUUGUUAAUAAAAAGGAAUAGAAUUAAUUUUACCAACAGAAUCUUGUAUUAUAAUAUUAUAAUUAGUUCCUAUUUUCAAUGAUCGAGAUCGAUUUCGUUAAGUAAUCUUUUAAUUAGUUUCUAAUGCUGUUCGUUUUACUAUCACUGGAACUAUCUAGAUUUUUAUUAAAUAAAAAGAAUUUGCCUAUGAAAUUAUAGUUAAAGAUACUGGAAUAGGAAUGGUUAGUAAUUUAAUAUUUAUAUUAGGCUUAUUAAGAGGAGAAUAAUCUAAGGAGAAUCUUAGAAUAAAGAAUAAUGUUAAGAGUAUCAGAAAAUAGUAUAGGAUCAAGUCUUGGAUUAUUUAUAAGUAAUUUACUUGUUAAAAAAUUGAAUGCUGAUGAAGAUUGUAAAAUUCAAUUUACUUCAAGUAAAUCAGGUUCAUGUUUUUAUUUCUUAAUUAAAAAUAUGUCUGAAUUCAAAGAUAAUGUUGAAAAACUUCAAUCUAAAUUUCAUAGAACUAUUGUUAAAUUCUAAACAAUCAAUUCAUAUUAUGAAAAUAUCAAUGAUGUAUAAAUUAAAUUCGGUUAAGUCACAUUUAAAUCUAUUUUUAGUGGAUAAUCUAAUCUAGAUGAUGGCAAUAUAACUGUUUAUUCUAAAGAAUUCGAUGAAAACAAAUAAACUCUUUAACCUAUCCAAUCAAUUGUACCCUAACUCUAAGAUACUAUUCAAGCCUAUUCACUUAAAAGUACUUGCUGUUCUAGAGUUUUAAUAGUUGAUGAUGAAUACUUUAAUAUUAUGGCUCUAUAAAUGUUAAUGUCUUAAUACUCUGCUCUAAGUGAUAAAGCUUAUAAUGGAAUGGAAGCACUUGAAUAAAUUAAUAACAAAUUAAUUAAGCCUUGUCCAAAAUGUUAAAAUUGCUGGUAUUAACUAAUCUUCCUUGAUAUCAACAUGCCCAUCAUGGGUGGAAUAGAAACAGUCAGAGUCAUUAAAAGAAUGAUGCAAAAUAAAAUUAUUAAAAAAGUUUAUGUCAUUGCAAAUACAGGUUUUAGUGAUUUAGAAACAAAGGAAAAGGCUUAUGAUGCUGGUAUAGACUAUUUCAUGACUAAACCUUUAAAUAUGGCUACUUUUAGGAGUAUAGCAUCCAAAAUAUUUCCAAUGGGAUGA